Molecule: messenger RNA, 3842 nt
Organism: Xenopus laevis (African clawed frog)
Lineage: Eukaryota; Metazoa; Chordata; Amphibia; Anura; Pipidae
Gene: slc33a1.S
Product: solute carrier family 33 (acetyl-CoA transporter), member 1 S homeolog
Exons: 8
Coding region: 765-2381 (538 amino acids)
Biological process (GO): acetyl-CoA transmembrane transport
Cellular component (GO): membrane; endoplasmic reticulum membrane
Molecular function (GO): acetyl-CoA transmembrane transporter activity
Source: RefSeq, a predicted model, not a curated record
UACAUUUUGGCGGAAUGGUUUAAUCUUUAUGAUGAAUGUAUUUCACUGGGUGGUGGAUUCUUGAUUGUUAGCAAAAUGUGAUCUAUUACGGGAACAUUCAGCAUGCACAGUCUUGAUCCUAUGUGGAGAAUGUGUAAUAUGGUGUACCCUUGCCUUGCACCGUUGUCAUUCUGGCUAUAAGGAUCACAUGCAGUGCUGCCUGUAAUGCGUGUUGCCCUCUUAAAAGAUGGCCACCUCGGCCUUGCUGGUUGGUCUGAGUGUUGCUCGCUCUGGAUUGGACAGUAAUGCGUUUCAUGUGCGCUAAUAGAUCGUUCCCCUAUGAACUGCACAUCUGCUUGAUAGUUCCUUUUGCGCGGCGGUACAGAAAAGCGUUCGGAGCCAGGAGGGAGCAAGUUGCACUCGGAGCCCUAUUUGGGAUGCACUGGUUUUCUAAGCUGACCGGCAAACGAUGGUAAUGCUGAGUUGCCAGUGAGAGGCAGGAGAGUAAUGCUCUGGGUCUGUUUCGCCUGCGCUGUCCAUUGGGAAACCUUCAGGUUGGGCCACUUUACCCUGCUCUGGCUUUUAGCUUUCCCACCUUGGAACCUCCACUUUCUAGCGCUGGCUGGUACUGAAUCUCGUGGCAGCUGCUCUAUUGGGAACCGCGGCUUUGGAUCACUCGAGAGCAGCAAACUGAGUAGCCCUUGCUCAUAAUUUCUGUGCUUCAAAGAAUGAUUAAACAGAGAUAACAGUUCCUCAACUUUGAAGCCAAAGAGAGUGAAAGUGAUAUGUCAUCAUCACUAACUCACAAAUCGAGCAGGCAGCGUCGUCAAAACAACCUGCAUCCUGGCUUGAACAGUGUUGAAUACAGUGGUCAGGAUGAUAUGGCAGAAGAUGACAGCGAAGCUUUACUACAAGACUGUGAAGUGCCUGCUCCCCCAAAAACUGCCAAUUAUAAAGCAGAGCUAGGGAAUAUUCUUUUUUUGCUUUUUCUAUACAUUUUACAAGGAAUUCCCCUGGGACUUGCUGCUAGUAUUCCUUUAAUACUCCAAAGUAAAAAUGUUAGCUACACAGACCAAGCAAUCUUUAGCUUUGUCUUCUGGCCAUUUAGCCUCAAGCUGCUUUGGGCACCAUUGGUGGACUCCUUGUACAUCAAGAAAUUCGGCCGCAGGAAAUCCUGGCUGGUUCCUACACAGUAUAUCUUGGGAUUGUUUAUGAUGUAUUUAGCAGCCACAGUAGACGAUCUCCUCGGUGGAGAACAUGGCCCUGAUAUGUUUGCUUUAACAGCUACUUUCUUUUUAUUUGAAUUCUUGGCUGCCACUCAGGACAUUGCAGUGGAUGGCUGGGCUCUGACCAUGCUUUCCAAAGAGAAUGUGGGGUAUGCUUCAACGUGCAAUUCUGUAGGACAGACUGCUGGAUACUUCAUGGGAAAUGUUCUCUUCCUUGCACUGGAAUCAGCAGACUUUUGCAACAAGUACUUAAGAAUUACUCCUCAGCCAAAGGGAUUGGUUACUCUUCCAGAUUUCUUGUUCUACUGGGGAGCAAUAUUUCUGGUUACUACAACCUUCGUCGCGCUGAUGAAAAAAGAGAACAAGAAUGAAAGAGCAAGCAGAGAAGAGACUCAGAGUGUGAAAGAGGCCUAUAGCCUCCUGUUGCGCAUAGUGAGAAUGCCGGCCGUUCUCAAGUUCUGUGCCUUACUCCUUACAGCAAAAAUUGGAUUUUCAGCAACUGAUGCAGUCACAGGCCUCAAACUUAUAGAAAGGGGAGUUCCUAAAGAACACUUGGCUCUUCUGGCAGUGCCUAUGGUCCCCCUGCAGAUUCUCUUGCCUUUGAUAAUCAGCAAGUAUACUGCUGGCCCAAAACCCCUGGAUAUCUUCCACAAAGCCAUUCCUUUUAGGUUAUUGAUGGGCUUGGAAUUUGCCCUUUUAGUUUGGUGGACUCCAAGAGUAAGCCAUGCGACCGGAUUCCCUCUCUAUUAUUAUCUUGUGCUUUUGCUGAGCUAUGCUUUACACCAGAUUGCUUUAUACAGCAUGUUUGUGGCAAUUAUGGCUUUUAACGCCAAAGUCAGUGACCCUCUCAUUGGAGGGACAUACAUGACACUUUUAAAUACAGUGUCUAACUUGGGGGGAAACUGGCCUGCUACAGUUGCCCUUGGGAUGGUAGACCACUUGACAAGCAAGGAAUGUGUUGGAGCAGAAGGACACGGUUGUAUUGGCCAUGAAGCUGCAGAACUCUGCAUUAAAUCUGGUGGCUCUUGCGUUACCCUUAUUGAUGGAUAUUAUGUGGAAUCAAUUGUAUGUUUUGUCAUUGGGUUUUGCUGGUGGUACUUUUUUGGCCCAAAGUUUAAGAAACUCCAGGAUGAAGGACAAUCUUCAUGGAAAUGUAGACGGAGGAAUUAUUUCUAAAAAUCGACUGGAAAUACAAAUAGUUGAUCACGUGGCUGUUAUUAAUGUGGAGCAAAACUGCAAAAAAUAAUUCUCGGGGUGUGUCUGUUUAUGAAUGCUAAUUCUCAUCUAAAUAUUGUGUGAAGGGCCUGUUUUGGGUUUUAUAUUACUCAAUACAGCAAACUGCUCUAAAGCAAAAAAGAAAGGAAUAUCCGACAAACAAACAUUCCACUCACACAAAGUUUGUUCUUUUACUGUUGUAUUUACAGUAUGGCUCAUCUAUAAAUAUCCUGCAAUUCCAGGAUGUCACGCCACGCCAGAUACUUAAUCCUUUUUCUGUAUAUGCAAUAUGUGAGUUUAUACUGGAAUCAGUAGCUUUCUACAGUGAACGUGAAUGAUCUAGCUGUUGUAGGUAUUCACUUUCUCUAAGGGGGUUAUUUAUCAAAAUUUCUAAUUUGUGAAAUCUAUUCUGACCAAAGCUGCACAGGUUAUUUCCCCUUAGUUAUCAAUAUAUUUUCCCAAAUAUUUCCUGUUAUGGGGAAAAACUCGAAAAACUUGUAAAAAAUUUGGAUAAUACAAAUUGAUUUUCCACCUGAAAACUCAGAUUUCUUUCCGAUUUGUGCCCGAAAACCACUAAGUCUUUGGAUUAUUGCAUGAAACCCAGUGCAAAUCAGGAUAUCUUGGGGACUUCUCCCAUUGACUUAUAUACAACAUUGGCAGGUCUGAGAAGGCGGAUUUUCAUAUUCAGACUUUUUCCAUCCUCGUUUUUUUUCCCACUAAAAAUUUGUAUUUUAUAGAGAAAAAAAAAACAGUUUUUGGCAUUCAGACUUUAAUAAAUAACCCCCUAAGUGUUUAUAUCAAUACCAAUUUUUUUUCAUCUCUGAUCUACAGAUGGGUUCCUAGUUUAGCUUGAAUGCAGACAAAUGAAUGCUUGGAUCCAUCUCUAAUGGAUGUAAUUAUAUGUGAUCAUGGAGGAACCCAUUCCCAGACCAGAGCAUGCGUAAACUCAUUUCAGUCUGUUAAGGCAGAACUUAUUCCAAAUCUUUGGAUCAUUGUGUGGUUAUUUAUGAGCAGAGCCCUGAAGUACUGUCAUAUUGACUGCUACCACAUGUGGUACAUAGUAUUUGAACACAAAUGGGAAGGAUAUAUAUUGCAAUUUUUUUUAACAAAACUUCAGGAAAUGUUCAUAGUCCCAUGUUAAGCAACAUUCCUAGGAUUGUACAGUUUUUAUUCCAGCCUUGCUGUCCAUAUUUUUUUUUUACUGGAACCUGUUUCUCCAAAGGUGAUUUUACUAUAAUUUGGUUUGUGUUUUUCUAAGCUUUUAUGAAUUAAGACACACCAAAUAUCUGUAAGUCGCUCAUUGCCCGAAUGUUUAAAUAUCUAUUGAAACAGUUUGUAAAAACAAGAAUCAUUAGUGACAUGUUCUAUUUUCUUAUAAUCACUGAUUAAAAGAAAACAACCUCUUUAGGUUUCUUACAGUUA